Molecule: messenger RNA, 774 nt
Organism: Brassica rapa (field mustard)
Lineage: Eukaryota; Viridiplantae; Streptophyta; Magnoliopsida; Brassicales; Brassicaceae
Source: RefSeq, a predicted model, not a curated record
AUGAUUUACCAUAUAAACUCGAUGCUUCUGGGAUGUAACCGACACUGGCUCUGGCUCAUGGAUCUGGUCAAGCUCCUUAAGCUUCGGCAACAGGCUGCCUCCUAUCUGCGAUCUGAGAUCGGAAAUGGUAGGCACACUCUAUUCUGGUUUGAUAACUGGCUUGACAUGGGAAGUCCGCUUGAUGUUGCAGGUGACUCUGGCACUCAGCUCCUCGGUAUCACUCGCUACGCAACUGUCUCUGAAUCAGCCACGUCUGGACAAUGGAGCAUUCGACGAUGUCGCAGCUAUCACCUACGGGCGAUGAUAGCUCGCAUCCACGAUGUUCCAGCUCCGGUAGUGGAUGCAGAACACGACAAACUGCUAUGGCGACACGGGGAAGACGACUACAAAGCAUGGUUAUCCUCAUCGAGGACAUGGGAUCAAGUGCGAGAGAGAAGCCCCACAGUGGCAUGGAGUGAGUUGGUUUGGUUUCCACAAGCUAUACCUCGCUUCUCUUUCACUGCAUGGCUUACUGUUCGCAACCGUCUCUCAACCGGUGAUCGCAGUCAGGCUUGGGGUGAGCACCAACACUGUCGCCUCUGUGGUGAGCCACAGGAAACGCGAGACCACAUCUUCUUCGGCUGUCCUUAUACAUAUACGGUCUGGACAGAGACGAUAGGAUCACUACUUCCGAGACCAAACCCAGACUGGAACAUCACCAUCACAACACUCCUCUCUAGGCGCUUAUUUGCUUUGUCUCUCAUUCCAAGCCGUGAUCCACAGUGUUUGGUGUGA